AACGCCUGCUGCGAUAUGAACGAAUCCUUGUUUACGUUUUGAGUUGAUUCAAUUUUUAGUUCAGUUGAAUGUAAAAUGCAAGCAACAAUCACUUGCAAUUUAGUGAAAUUAAUGAAGUUUCUACAAUGUCGCGGCAUUUCCAUCUCUGUCCGGACCUGUUCGUCCUCCGUUGGUAAUCCGGUCAAACAGGAAUGUCCUCCUCAAACCCCGCCGUACCUGACCCUCCACGGCCAGUGGCCAUCGACGGACCGGGCCGCCUUCCUCACCGGCAUGACGGUCCUGCCCAACUUUAUCACCGAAGCCGAGGAGCAAUCGCUGUUGGACGAAAUUGAGCCGUACCUGCGCCGGAUGCGCUACGAGUUUGACCACUGGGACGACGCCAUCCACGGGUACCGGGAGACGGAACGGAAGCACUGGUUCCCCGCGAACCGGGCCAUUUUCGACCGCGUCAAGCAGCUGGCCUUCGCCGGGGAAACGCUGCCCUACAUUCACGUGCUCGAUCUGACCGCCGAGGGCGUCAUCAAGCCGCACGUGGACAGUGUGCGGUACUGCGGGACGACGAUCGCCGGGCUAAGCCUGCUGUCGGACUCGGUGAUGCGACUGGUGCGGACGAACGAUGAGGAGCAGACGAACGCGGAUUAUCGGCAGAUUUUCGCCAGCAAUCGGGAGGACAAGUACUGGUCGGAUGUUUUGCUGGCCAGACGGUCUCUGUACGUUAUGAAGGACAUUGCAAGGUACAAAUUCACCCACGAGAUUCUCGCAGGGCAGGAUUCCAUCUUCAAGGAACAGCACGUGGACAAAGGACGUAGAAUUUCCAUCAUCUGUCGGAACGACCCUUGACCGUAGAGGUGUGACCGCAGUAAAUCAAACAACAUUGUAAAUAAAGUUCGCCACUAGUUA
Molecule: messenger RNA, 900 nt
Organism: Culex pipiens pallens (northern house mosquito)
Lineage: Eukaryota; Metazoa; Arthropoda; Insecta; Diptera; Culicidae
Product: alpha-ketoglutarate-dependent dioxygenase alkB homolog 7, mitochondrial
Exons: 2
Coding region: 76-840 (254 amino acids)
Biological process (GO): fatty acid metabolic process; DNA damage response
Cellular component (GO): mitochondrial matrix
Source: RefSeq, a predicted model, not a curated record